This is a messenger RNA of Girardinichthys multiradiatus, 5488 nucleotides long. RefSeq names its product E3 ubiquitin-protein ligase RNF43. The record is from RefSeq and is a predicted model, not a curated record. The transcript has 9 exons. Gene Ontology annotation, biological process: ubiquitin-dependent protein catabolic process; Wnt receptor catabolic process. The coding region runs from base 6 to 2450 and encodes 814 amino acids. Gene Ontology annotation, molecular function: frizzled binding; ubiquitin protein ligase activity. NCBI's taxonomy places the organism in Eukaryota, Metazoa, Chordata, Actinopteri, Cyprinodontiformes, Goodeidae.
AGGCCAUGAGCGUCCCUCCGCGGCCCCUGGCCGGGCUCUGGCCGUGGCUGCUCAUGGCGGCCCUGCAGGUGGUGCUGGGCCAGCCGAGCCUGGAGUCCGAGCGGUCGGGACUCCGAGCGGUCAUCAAGGUGACUCUGGUGAAGGAGCCCACGGUGGAGCCCAUCAUUCUGAAAGGGCAGUUCGUAGGAGGAAGUGCAGGCAAAGCACAAGGGAAACUGAUGCAGUAUCACCCUCUGUCUCUGUGCAACACAAGCGAGGAUGAACGACAAGACAGUGCCUUCAUCACCAUCGUCAAAUUAGAGCACAGAGUUCCCCGCUGCUCACUGCUGCUGGAUAAGGCUCGCAUAGCGUUGGAAAAGGGAGCCCAGGCUGUUAUCUUCGAUGUCAGCGAUGAUGCCAUUGCGGCUGCUGAGCUGAAGGAAACAGACUCCCUCCCCCGUCCAGUGGUGCUGAUAAAGGGGGUGGAUGCUGAGGGCCUGAUGAAUCUGGUCAACAAGAACGAGGAGGCCACAGUUGUUAUUGAGACUAAGGUGGAGCUCAAAUGGCCACAUUAUGAUGUGAGCAUCGUGCUCACCAUCGUCCUGGUUAUUCUCACCAUCGUCUUGAUAUUUGCUUUCCGCUACAGGUGCAAGUCCAAUAGAACUUGGGACUCUGUCCAUCAGCAGACCAUGCGGGCCAUUAGUCAACUGGAGACCAAAAUCUAUCGCUCCCAGAGCUGCUCUGGCUCACAGCGCCACCGUGGGGCCUGGAGUUCGGCCAGCAGCUCGAACUCAAGCCCCGUCUGUGCUAUUUGCCUGGAGGAGUUCCAGGAUGGGCAGAAUCUGAGGAUCAUCUCUUGCGCUCAUGAGUUCCACAGAGACUGUGUUGACCCCUGGCUGAUGCAGCACCGCACCUGUCCUCUUUGCAUGCACAACAUUAUGGGGACAGAGCGGCAGGCCCAGAGGAACAGAAACCAGCAGAGUUCAGAGCAUAGUCAAAGCUUCCUGCACCCUCAGCCUUACAAUAGCCACCACAACCAUCCUUUCCCUCAGCAUACAAUCCCCUUCUCUAUGAGACCCCACUACCCCCGUGGGCCCUCAGGACCCUAUCCCAAUCUAGGCAACUACAACAGCUCUUCUCCAAUGGAGACUCAGACUCUACACUUCCUCAGCAGUCGGCAGCUGGGAGCUGGCUGUGGGUACCACCUUCCUGUUGAUGUUCCUGGGAGGCCCCACAGGAUUGCCGCUAACUGCAGGACCUCCGCCCAUCACCACACAUCGCGACGGUCCUGCCAUAACUACCGCUCCUCCUGUCCGGCCCAACGAAACACGUCUGGCUCAAGGUUGCAGCACGGCAUCUCGGUCACACCACAGAGCCAUGGAGUAGUGUCACACAGCCGGCAGGAUGAUGGGAGCUGCUCCGGAGGCAGCUACCACACAGAGCGCAGUGGAUACUUGGCCGAUGGGCCAGCAAGUGACUCCAGCUCAGGGCCCUGGCAUGGCUCCUCCAGUGACUCAGUUCUCAACUGUACGGAUGUGUCCCUACAGGGAGUUUAUGGCAGCUGGUCCACUUUCCGCAGCUCUCUGAGCAGUGACUAUGAUCCAUUUGGGUAUUUUGGGGCGGGGCCUGGGCAUGCCCCACGCAAGAACAGUUUAGAGGCUGGGGCCCAGAACCGGCCCAAGUCUCUGGAUUCUGUUGUGAACAAAGCAGGCUGCCUUGAGGAACAGCCACAAACUGUUUUCAGCCACAUCCACUACCAUCGCCACAGACACCACCACUAUGAGGAGGGGGAGCACAGCCAGGGCCUGAGCAGAAGCUCAGAUGAGGAGCGAGGGGCCACUGCAGCUGCUGCAGCUGCUCCCUCUGCUCCGGUUCAGGACACAGAGUCCCCGGUGUGCCCCCCAAAACACAGCCCCUGCCACUGCCCCAAGCCAGAGCCCACUGACCGGCCUAGCCCGGGGACAGAGCGACAGGACCAUGACCAAACGGGACCUGCUGUCAUAGUUCCCUCCAUCCCCUUACAGCUCCAGACCCACUGCUGCCACCAGGGACAUGGACACCCUUCCACUCCUCUGGGCCGAGUGGGAGGCUGUCUACUCGAUGGACCCUCAGUUCACUUUCACCAGAGUUUGGACCUUCAGGACGACCGCAGCAUCCACAUUCACUACGGUCAGAGUCCAGGCUUCUGCUGCUCUCCCCCCGAGCUGCACCCGGCCUUACUCCCCGUGCCUCUCAUCUUGGACUCAGCAGGGAUAGAGGAGUGGCCUUGCUGUGCGGGGGCCCAUGUUGUGUGGCAGAGACAGGUCCAGCAGGCUCACUCAGAGCCUCAGCUCAUGGGACCAGGAACCUCAAUGGACAGGCCUCCCUGCAGGUUCCACCAGGGGCCCUCUACUGAGCGCAGCACAGACAUUUGUUUAUACUGCCAAACAAUACACCAUAAUCAGGGAUUAGAAGAGGAGUCUGGGGUGUGAGAAGUUCUCUCAUCCGUAUCACUACCCAGGAGCCAGAACAAAGUUCUUACAAAGUUCCACCAGUAAUGCCUUUAUUCAAGCAAUUUCCCAGCUGCCUUAGGAGGACUCCUAUCCUCAAAUAAUGAAAUUGUCCUAGUUUUGGUAAUAAAUACAGAAUAUUUGAUAUAAUAUAUAUACUUAAUGAAUUGAAUGUGUGAAGAUAGGGUGUUGCAGGGGGAGCCACUCUCACACCACAAAGAGGAAAAAACAUUUCUCCUGGUCAGCUGCAGAUUUGUUCACAUUAUCAAAGUUUCCCAAGCUCCUCGGCAACAACCACCCAAUAAAUGGUCCUGCUUUGGGCUUUGAGCCCACAUGAAGUGAUGCUGCAUCUCUGCAUCACUUGCUCUUUUUUUAUACAAAAAAAACUUGAUUUCUCGUUGAGGUACUUCACUUUCAUCUACGCAAUCUUUGCCUUACGUCGCUGAGUCAAUUCUCAGCUGAGAAAUGCUUUUCUCUUCUCCCUACCUCAGCUCAGAUUUCUUAACACACCUCACACGGGGUCUUUUAAGGUACUGCUGUAGUGUUUUGUAUUAAAUUCCUAUGUAGCUUCCACAAACUCAACCAAUAGUUCCCCUCUUGGCAGUCUGGAUUGUUCAAACGGAGAGAAAGGUUUUUAUUCUCAGCCCCAUCAAACAACGAGCAUUCACUGAGGUCGCUCAGCUUAACAUAGGUCUUGUUUUCAUUAUUUCAGUAAUGGCAGCUGUUUUUGUCUUUCUCUUUUCUGUUUUUGUUGUUUGCAAGGUUUUUAACUCUGCAAAACCAACCGGUUUGACUGAAUUAUGUGAUGGUCAUUACAAGCUAUUGUCAUGUUUUUGUCAUUUCUCCUGCUAGUGGUUACUUCAGUGCUUUUAAGUCCCUCAAAUAGAGGCUACUUCAGAAUGCUUUCCCCUCAUCUUCCUGUAAAACAAAACAUAAUUGCUUCCUAGUAUACCUGGAGUAAAGCCAUGUAACAGUACCUUGCAAAGUAUUCAUCUUGUUGAACCCUUUCACAUUUUCUUGUGAAAGAACAAACUUCAGUGAAUUCAAUUGGAUUUUCUUUGUGAUAGACCAACACAAAGAAGCAGAAUAACUGUGAACUUUAAGGAAACCUGGUUUAAGGAUAAAAUACAGUGCAAAUAACUGCCUAUAACAUAAGUCAACUUAUGCAAAUAACAUAAGUCAACUUAUAAGUCAAUGAUAAAAUUUAAAGUAAGUCACAUAACCAGUUGCAUCCAUAAAGGUCACAUAACUGGCUUUUAUUGAUGAAUGACAAGAAGAAAUCUGUUGUUAAAGAAAGCCAUGAGAGGUUCUUUUUGCAGUUCUCCACCAGCUAUGUAGAAGACAAACAUGUGGAAGAUGGUGCUCUGGUCACAUUAGAACAAAAUUGAGGGGAUGCUUUUCUUCAGCAGGGACAAGGAAGCUGUUCAGAGCUAAAUAGAAGGCAAUCCUAGAGGAAACCCUGUUGUAAGGAACAGACGACUCCUAUAAAAUACAUACAAUAAAAUUUGCUGUAAAGUAACAAGCUUAAGGGGUGGGAAUACUUUUGCAAGGUUUUGUAGAUGGCCAUAGUAGUUAGUCCAUUGCUGUCCUGUGGCACCAGUUCCAUGAGAGCUAGUUGUGGUUUUCCCGUGGUUUCUCACAGUAAAGACGGAGCGACACUCGGCUGUGUGAAUGGCAUUUGGAAAGAAAAUCCACCUUGCAGUCAGCAACAUUUGAAUUCAAGAAUUUCAACUCUAAACAUGUUAUUUCCUAAAUGUAAAAAAAUGUUUUAAGAAAUUGUGAUUGAGAUAUUUGUUACCUCGUUUUCUGAUUCAUCCGCUGACCGGUGGAAAAACACAUUUCAAGCAAAUAGCUGAACACUAAACUGUACAGAAGAAAGUCAGUCUCACUGUACCAUUUGAAUCUGGAUUUCUACUUAGCUCCAGCAGAAAUAAGCUGAGAUCGGACAAAUAAUAAUCAUGUUUUAGCAUAUUCUCUGAAAGACUCAGUGAAUAUGCAAAGGGAAUUUAUUUUAAUUUUUUUUGGCAGACCAGCAGUGGCUGAAUAAGGGCUUGUGGAAACUGGAGUGUAACCAGUAGCACUUACGAAAUCCUCACAUGUGCCUUAUUCAUUCAGGCUAAAUCAGGAAGCUCCCAGCAACAACAGCUCUUACCUGCCCAACCAAAGAAGCUAAAUCUUGUGAACACAGUGAACCCUGUUGUAUGUGUUGUGCCUCCCAAACCCCCCCCCCCCCCCCCCUCACCCUUCCUUUGAAUUUCUUUGUGUGCUGACAAGAGAGAACAUGUUCAGAUUGAAGUGGUAAUAAUUUUGGGCAAUCAUGCGGAAUCUAUCACCUGUAGUCCUUCUUACAAAUACCUCGCUUUGAAUGUGCCUUUUAGCUAAAGUAUGGGGGCUUAUGUUUUUUUUUUAAGCCCAAACAGUCCCAGGGACUGGCAUGGAAAUGACUGAAUUAUAAGAAGCACUUUGGCUGAAGAUUUUAUACUGAAAUGAAUUCAACACAGCCUAAAGAUUCCUAGUAUUAGUGCAAGCCAGCCCCAUGCCAUCAGCAUGUGAAGAGUAGCAUUUACCACAGAAUAUCUGGCACAAUUUCAUCCUGUUCAAGAUCUUUCUCUUUGUGUUGUUUACGUGUUGUUGUUUUUUUUUUUUGUCUUUGUGUUUGAAAGAAUUAGGAGCUGAAACUGCCUUUUGUAAUACACUCAAAAGAAAAACUAAAGAAAAAGUGGUCCCUCCAGAACCUUUAAGGGACAUGUCAGUAUAUUUUGGAUACUUUGUGUACAAAAGAGAACAACAAAACCCAGAAAUAAAAUAGUGUUGUAUUUUAUAUAUAAUAGAACAUUUCAAUAUAGUGACAUGUCACUAAUAUAUUUAUUUACUAAUAUAUUUAUCCAUUUUUGUCCAGGUUUGAAAGAAUGGUUUCUGUAUAGACUGAAUGUUUCUGUAUAGAAACUGACCGGUGCCAUCGCAAAUAUAUCAACCUGUCUUCAUUCCAAUUAUAUACAAAUAAAUUAUUUUGAAAUAAA